AUGGAGAUUAACGGGGGUGAUGAUUUCUCAAGCGGAUCCAAUUUUGAUGGAGAUUUUGGAGGCUGCAACAAUUAUAAUCCCCUGCCGUAUUCUGGGAAACAACUAAUCUUCCCAAAUAGUGGCAAAUCAGUCCACCCUAAUCAGAAUAUUUCCAAGAUCAUCAAUGGGUUAAGUGAAAAGUGCUUGGAAGAACAACCCAAAGGCCCUUCAUCUUCCACGAUGGCUACUCAAAACAACUAUCCUCUCCAUAUUGGCGACAUAACCAAAGGAGCAGAAAGUGUUCAAAUCUCUCUAGCCAAUGAUCUUGAUGGCUUCAACGAGUUGCCCAAAUUCUUCUACAUUGCUGAAAAUAUAGUUUACAAAGACGCUCAUGUAAACUUCUCACUUGCUCGGAUAUCCGAUGACAAUUGUUGUUCACAAUGUUUUGGGGAUUGUUUGGCAUCGGAUUUGCCAUGCGCAUGUGCUUGUGAAACUAGAGGUGUGUUUGCUUACACUCGAGAGGGUUUGCUCAAUGAGAAGUUUCUUGAUGAGUACAUUGAAAUGAUUUGGGAACCUAAGAGGAAGGACUACUACUAUUGCGAAGAAUGCCCAUUAGAAAGAGGCAAGAGAAGGAAGAAAUGUGAAGGCCAUUUAUGCAGAAAGUUUAUAAAGGAGUGCUGGUCUAAAUGUGGAUGUAGUAAGAAGUGUGGAAAUCGGAUUGUUCAAAGAGGGAUCAGAGCUAAUCUACAGGUAUUCAAAACAUAUGAAAGGAAAGGUUGGGGAGUUAGAUCGCUCCAUGCCUUGAAGAAAGGUAGUUUUGUUUGUGAGUAUGUGGGAGAGAUUGUCACCAAUCUAGAACUGCACGAGCGAAACCAAAGAAGAGCAGGAAAAGAGCAUACCUAUCCAGUAUUACUAGAUGCAGAUUGGAAUUCGGAGAGAAUUUUGAAAGAUGAAGAGGCUCUUUGUUUGGAUGCAACUGAGUUUGGUAAUGUUGCUAGAUUUAUAAAUCACAGAUGCCAUGAUUCGAACUUGAUAGAGAUACCAGUGGAAAUAGAGACUCCAGAUCAUCACUACUAUCACCUUGCUUUCUUCACAACAAGGAAUGUGGAAGCAAUGGAAGAGUUGACUUGGGAUUAUGGUAUCAGAUUUGAUGAUAAAACUCAUCCGGUGAAAGCUUUCAAAUGCAAAUGUGGAAGUCCAUAUUGUCGCGACAGAAAAGCAUAA
Messenger RNA from Tripterygium wilfordii, 1203 nucleotides. RefSeq names its product histone-lysine N-methyltransferase SUVR4-like. Gene Ontology annotation, molecular function: zinc ion binding; histone methyltransferase activity; protein binding. The record is from RefSeq and is a predicted model, not a curated record. Bases 1 to 1203 code for a protein of 400 amino acids. NCBI's taxonomy places the organism in Eukaryota, Viridiplantae, Streptophyta, Magnoliopsida, Celastrales, Celastraceae. Gene Ontology annotation, cellular component: nucleus. The transcript has 6 exons.